Hirsutella rhossiliensis is the source of this 1464-nucleotide messenger RNA. RefSeq names its product cytochrome p450 domain-containing protein. Gene Ontology annotation, molecular function: iron ion binding; oxidoreductase activity, acting on paired donors, with incorporation or reduction of molecular oxygen; monooxygenase activity. The record is from RefSeq and is a predicted model, not a curated record. The transcript has 6 exons. Bases 1 to 1464 code for a protein of 487 amino acids. Lineage: Eukaryota; Fungi; Ascomycota; Sordariomycetes; Hypocreales; Ophiocordycipitaceae.
AUGUUUGCCGGCAUGCUUAUCGGCGAAUCGGCUGACAGGCUUGGAUUCCUCUUUGCGGCAGCUGUAUCUGCUACGCUUGUAUCUUACCUUGCCAAUGCCAUUCUUCCCGCCCUCAGACUCAAAUGGAAGCUUGCAAAGUUCCCCAUCAUCAACAAAGAGAAAGGCGAGUGGCUCAGCACGAAUGCUGUGAAACGAUGUGCCAGCAAUAUGAAUGCAAUCCUUCAGGAAGGAUAUGAAAAGUACGACGGCCCCUUUCGGAUCAUUGGCGCCUUCGGGAGCAGAUUGGUCCUCCCCCCUGCCACGGCUGAUGCGGUCAAGAAUGAUCCUCGCUUCACCGCCAAGGAGGUGGUCGAGAAAACCAUGGGCUCCUCAUUGCCCGGCUUCGAAGGCUUGCGUGCACCAGACGUUCUCAUUAUGAUGAUCCGCAACAAUUUGAGCACGAAUUUAGGUAAAUUCACCCAGGACUUGGCAGAUGAAACUCAGGCAGCAUUUGAUGAGAUCUGGGGAACAAGCACCGAAUGGCGCGAGAUCGAGUUGAUGUCCAGUCUCCGCGACAUCAUGUCGCAGAUUUCGACGCGCAUUUUCCUCGGCGCCGAACUCGCGAAGGACAGGUCAUGGCAAAAGAACACCAAGGAGUAUACCAACGAGCUCUUCUUGGCCGUGAGAGAGAUCCGCGCCUGGCCGGAAUGGGCGCGCGCAUAUGUGCACUGGUUCUUGCCAAAAUGCCGCCUGAUCCGCAAACAGGUCAAGCGAGCCGAGGAACUCAUCCAGCCGAUCAUCGAGAAGCGCGUCAAGGAGGCCCGCGAAGCCGAAAAGGGGCUCCGGGAGAUGCCGCAAGACGCCAUCACAUGGGCGUACCAGACCGCCAAGGGCAAGGACUAUCACGCGGCCCAUGUUCAGCUGGCCUUCAGCAUGGCCUCGGUGCAUACGACGUCGGAUCUGUUCUCAAACGUUCUCCUCCAGCUGUGCCGCCAUCCCGAGUGGAAGGAACGGCUGCUCCGGGAAGCGCAACGAGCACUCGAGGGCGGCUGGGAGAAGACGUCGCUCUACAAGAUGAAGCUGGCCGACAGUCUCAUAAGGGAGACGCAGCGCAUCAAGCCCUUGGGCGUCCUUCUCACGCACCGCUAUGCGACAGAGGAUGUAACCGCCCCCGACGGCACGCUUAUCCCCAAGGGUGCUCUCGUUGCCAGCAACAUGUCACGCAUGUGGGAUCCCAAGUACUUCCCCAACCCCGAAGAGUGGCAACCCGAUCGAUUCCUCAGGCUACGUGACCAGCCCGGAAAGGAGCACUCGGCUCAGCUGGUGACGACCACGACGGAAGCAAGUAACAUGAAGGUCAUGCUGUUUCACCUGCUACAAAACUACGAGUUCGAGAGGGCGGACACGGGGGUGGACGCGUUUCCUUGGUUCAUCGAAUAUGUCACGAACCCGAAGGCGAAGCUGCGGGUACGGAGGCGAGUCUAG